AUGGCGCAAUCAGCGGGAGGGAAGACCACUUGGAAGGGCAACCACCCCGUUGGCCAGAUCGCAGCUGCACGCCCUUUCUACCGAUUCGCCGCCACCGGCCUCGGUGCCGCCAUGUGGUUCUUUCUGUUUUACCGCGCGAAGAAGGACGGCCCCGCGCUGCUUGGAUGGAAGCAUCCUUGGGACCAUUGA
Molecule: messenger RNA, 189 nt
Organism: Cyphellophora europaea CBS 101466
Lineage: Eukaryota; Fungi; Ascomycota; Eurotiomycetes; Chaetothyriales; Cyphellophoraceae
Exons: 2
Coding region: 1-189 (62 amino acids)
Cellular component (GO): mitochondrial inner membrane
Source: RefSeq, a predicted model, not a curated record